AUGGCUGACGACAGGAACAAAUACAAGAAGUCCCGCUACGACCUCCAUAGAGCCAUCAAACAAGCAAAAGGACGGUAUAGCAACAAGGUGGAGUCAUAUUACACAGGCUCCGCGCCUGCCGCAUGCCCUAAGCUGCAGAAGCUGGCCCAGAGUCUAGGAGACAUUCAGGUGAUCUCUGGCGCCGCCUCUCUGAGUAUAGAACGCCUCCCAUUGGCUGCUGAGGGCCUCUACACCUGCCAGGCUCUCUACGACACAGAGCAGGGAGCCAAGCUAUACUACUACUACAUACACCUACGGGUACUGGUCCCUGUCAGUAAGCCCUAUAUUCUGCUGAGUGAUGCGUCCCCGGCGGAGGGAUCUUUGGUGUGGCUGCGCUGCGGCCUGGAGAACGGCACAGGGCCGCUUUACUUCCUGUGGGAGCAUGAGACGCACAGCGGAUUGGUCAGCACCGUCUCCCAGGGCAACAGCAGCGUGUUCAACAUGACAGAAGUCAACCGUAACCACACAGGCUGGUAUCGUUGUGGGGCACGGAACCAGGUCAACCAGGAACGGUCCGACCGCAUCUGGCUGGACAUCAUCUUCGGUCCUGAUAUUCCCCAGAUAGAUGUGACUCCCUACAGUAUAACAGACAGAGGAUACUCUGCUCAGGAGAGACAGACGGUCUCUCUGCUCUGCCAGGCCCAGUCCAACCCUCCCAGUCAAUAUGUCUGGUUCUACAACAACAGCCAGGUGUACACGGGACCCCAGUUCACCAUCACUAGGAUUCUGCGGAUGCACACUGGUACCUACGCCUGUUUGGCUCAGAACACAUACCUCAACACCCGCUCUAUGAAGACCAUAAGCCUCACCGUUUACUACCCUCCAGAUGGUUCCCCCUCCUGCUCUGUUCUGCCAGCAAUGAACUACUCCUCCCUCAACCUGACCUGUUCAUGGCCAGGGGGCCUGCCCCCCCCUUCACUACGCUGGACCACAAACCUUCUGGCACAGGGAGGGGCGUGGCUUGGGAGUGAAGCCAACAAUGUCUCCGUACUGCAGUCUGGAUCCCAGACCAACAACAACUCUCUGUUCACCUGCCUGGGGAUGCACCCUGCUCUCAACACCUCCACACAAUGCACUGCACGGGCCUGUGGGUCUCCCAGGGCUGUGGUGUGGUGGGAGGUGCCUAAAGUAGAGGGGAGGGGCCAAGAAGUGGAGACCUCCAAGAUCCUGGUACUUCGUUCUAACUCCACCCAGAAUGGACAGGCCUACACCUGCUACGCCAAACACCCCCUGGACACACGCACCAGGACCUGCAGCCUUAGACUGGAGGCUCCAGUCUUGUUGACCCAGCGUAGUGUGGUGUCUGUGUUCGAGGGCAGUGAUGUUCAGCUCACCUGUAUCCUUCAAUCCAACUAUCCCCCGGCCAAUCAGAUUGUCUGGUUCAACAACCACAGACAGGAAGUCGUACAGGAAGUCCAGGAAGCCCUGGCCAAAACCAGAAAGUAUGUGCUGCGUCGCGCGGCUGCGUGGACCAACCUAACGGUCUUAGAGACGGAUGGAACAACAGACAGCGGCCAAUACUGGUGCUCCGCUAGCAACGCCGUGGGAGGGACUGAGAUCCCUGUUACGCUAUUGGUCAAGAGAUACCCCAUGCCUCCCAAUGUGACCCUGGUAAGGCUGGUUUACAGCAGUCGGCAGCGCAGAGAGGUGGAGCUGGAGUGGCAGAUGGAGGGAGAGGGAGAAGGAGGAGAGGGAGGAGGGCUGACUGGGUUUAUACUUGACCACAGACUAGAGGAGGCACCAGGGAGGAGGAGAGGAGAGGAGGAAAAAGAGAAGGAGAGAGAGGAGGCUGGUACAGAUCCUGCUGACCAAGAGGAGCAGCGACAGGGAAAGGGGAGUAGUUUCACUCCAUGGAAGCAGGUGGCGGUAUUGGAAGCCAGGGAGAGGGUCCACACGCUGGGCAACAUGACCCCAACAGAUACCUACCAGAUACGCAUCACAGCUGUCAAUCACAGAACCCUCGGACACCCCUCCCCCCCAGAAACACCAGGUGAGUGA
Messenger RNA from Salmo salar (Atlantic salmon), 2037 nucleotides. Lineage: Eukaryota; Metazoa; Chordata; Actinopteri; Salmoniformes; Salmonidae. The record is from RefSeq and is a predicted model, not a curated record.